AUGAAAAUUACAUUAAAAUUAACAUUGAUUUUAAAUAUUUUCAUAUUGUUAUUGUCAUUUUGUAAGACUUUUAAUUUUUUUGUUUUAAUUAUUUUUGUUUUGGUUUUGUUUACAAUUUUGAAAAUAUCUUUUUUUUUUUCUUUUUUUUUUUAUUUUAAAGUCUUAUAA
Dictyostelium discoideum AX4 is the source of this 168-nucleotide messenger RNA. RefSeq lists its product as hypothetical. Lineage: Eukaryota; Evosea; Eumycetozoa; Dictyosteliales; Dictyosteliaceae. The coding region runs from base 1 to 168 and encodes 55 amino acids. The record is from RefSeq and is a predicted model, not a curated record. The transcript is spliced from 2 exons.